GUGUAUUCAAACCUAAAUAAAGUUGUGAUCUUUCCUUACAAAAGCAAUGAGCCAACUCAAAUUGGAAUGUUCAUCUUCCCUAUCCCAAACUACUCUAUUAUUACUUCUCAAAAAUGGACAAAUGGAGUUUAGUAUAUUUGCCAUAUGAAACCACUGCAUAUGUUUUCCUCUAAAUAAUUCUCUAUACUCUUUCCAAAAUAUAUUUUUCACUCUCUCUAUUUUCUCUCUCCUCCUCAUCUCUAGUUCUCUACCACCCUUUCACUCAAAAUCCAACCACCAAAAUCUACAUCACCAAUUGGCCAACAAAACACCCACUUAAACUAUGCUUAAAUUACCAUGAUUUCACCCUCAAAAACCUCUGUUUUAAUGGCCUUACCCUUCAAUUUUUUCUGGGUUUUCUUCAUCUUCUUCCUAAUUUACACCCCAAAUCUCUGUAAAACCCAGGAGCUUUACUUCAAUGGAUUCAACCAUGCUGGUAACAACAUAACUCUAAAUGGAGCUGCCAAGAUUCUUAACAAUGGCAUCCUCCAGUUAACCAAUGAUACAUCUAGACUUCUGGGUCAUGCUUUUUACCCACCUCCAAUUAGGGUUAAAUCUUCAAAAGAUGGUAAAAAAGCUGUAUCAUUUUCAACAAUCUUUGCUUUUGCAUUAGUGCCCCAAUUUCAAACACUUGGUGGGCAUGGAUUUGCCUUCACUUUAGCUCCUAGUAAAGACCUUCCUGGUGCUUUACCCAGUCAAUAUCUGGGACUUCUAAACUCAUCUGAUAAUGGGAACCUUACAAAUCAUAUUUUUGCAGUUGAAUUUGAUGAAGUUCAAGAUUUUGAGUUCAAGGAUAUCAAUGAUAAUCAUGUUGGUAUUAAUAUUAAUAGUAUGAUUUCUAAUGCUUCUGCUUCUGCAGCUUAUUAUGUUGAUGGGAAUUCAACUGCCCAGAAUAUUACUAUGAAGAGUGGUGAAACAAUCUUGUGUUGGAUUGAUUAUGAUUCUGGAAAUCAUCAAUUAAAUGUUAGUCUUUCUCUUUCCUCUGAAAAACCCAAAAGAAGUUUAUUAUCUUAUGAUGUAGACCUUUCUUCUUACUUAGAUGAAUUUAUGUAUGUUGGGUUUUCUGGGUCUACUGGUUUGCUUGCAAGUUCACAUUAUAUAUUGGGAUGGAGUUUUAAGGUGAAUGGUCAAGCUACCCCUCUUGAUCUGUCUUCACUUCCUAAGUUACCAAGGGUAAAAAAGACUAAUUUUGGGUUGAUUUUAGGGGUUUCAAUAGGAUCUGUGGUUGCAUUUUUUGUUUUGAUUGGAUUAGCUGCUUAUAUGGUAUGGUUGUAUAAGAAUAGAGAUGUGAUUGAGUCAUGGGAGCUUGAUGUUGGUCCUCAUAGAUUUCCAUAUCAAGAGCUUAGGAAAGCUACAAGGGGUUUUAAGGAUAAGAUGCUUCUUGGGUUUGGUGGGUUUGGGAGGGUUUACAAAGGUGUUCUCCCGAAUUCGAAUACCGAAGUUGCGGUUAAGAGGAUUUCCCAUGACUCAAGGCAAGGAUUGCCGGAGUUUGUUGCUGAGAUUGCUAGUAUAGGUAGAUUACGCCACCGGAAUCUGGUGCAGUUGCUUGGAUGGUGCCGGCGUAAAGGGGACUUGAUUCUGGUAUAUGAUUAUAUGCCAAAUGGUAGUUUGGAUAAGUACUUGUUUGCUGACCAUAUAAUGGUAUUAAGCUGGGUUCAGAGAUUUAACAUCAUUAAAGGGGUUGCCUCUGGAUUGUGCUAUUUACAUGAAGGGUGGGAGCAAACUGUGAUACAUAGAGAUAUCAAGGCAGGGAAUGUGUUACUUGAUGCUGACUUUAAUGGUAGGUUAGGUGAUUUCGGGUUAGCUAAGCUAUAUGAGCAUGGGACUGAUCCGAGCACUACCCGGGUUGUGGGAACUCUUGGGUAUUUGGCACCUGAGCUUACACGAACUGGGAGGCCAACAACAAGCUCUGAUGUGUUUGCUUUUGGUGCUUUGCUGUUGGAGAUUGCUUGUGGGAGGAGGCCUAUUGAGCCCAAGGCAUUACCCGAGGAAUUGUUCUUGGUUGAUUGGGUGUGGGAUAGAUGGAGAGAGGGUGCUAUUCUUGAUGUAAUGGACCCUAAGUUGGUAGGCGAUUAUAAUGAGGUGGAGGCAGCAAUAGUUUUGAAGUUGGGCUUAAUGUGCUCUGCUGAGUCACCUGAUUCUCGACCUUCAAUGAGGCAGUUGGUGAGGUAUUUGGAUGGGGAGGCUGCAUUGCCAGAAGAAAUAAUUCUACCUGGUGGAUAUAGUGGGAAGAGGCGCAGCCAUAGCAGCCGAAGAAAUGGUACUGGAGAAUUUGAGGAUUAUGUACAUACAUAUCCUCCUGCUUCAUAUAUGGAUCUUGAAGGUGGUUCAGUUUCUUUGUAAUCUUUGUCUGGUGGAGAUGAAGCUCAUGAAGGUAGAUAGCCUGGGAAAUGUGAGUUGUCUAACAUGAUUUAUCAUUAAGUGUUUUGGAUUCAUAAUUGAGUUUUUGUUUAGGAUUUUUGCGCUUGUGAUUGAAGUGUAGAGUUACUGAUUUUUGGCUGCAUAAUUAGGUAUUAAUAUUUCAAAUCUUCCUGUUGUAUAUAUACAUAUAUAAUUUUGUAUAUCUCUCAGCACUUGAACAUGUAAUCGAAUCUCUGAAAACCUAUGAAAGCUUUGGGGAAUAGACACCAUUCAUGUUC
Chenopodium quinoa (quinoa) is the source of this 2678-nucleotide messenger RNA. Its product is annotated as L-type lectin-domain containing receptor kinase S.4-like. Lineage: Eukaryota; Viridiplantae; Streptophyta; Magnoliopsida; Caryophyllales; Amaranthaceae. Gene Ontology annotation, molecular function: carbohydrate binding; ATP binding; protein kinase activity. Gene Ontology annotation, cellular component: plasma membrane. Gene Ontology annotation, biological process: protein phosphorylation. The coding region runs from base 337 to 2382 and encodes 681 amino acids. The record is from RefSeq and is a predicted model, not a curated record. The transcript has a single exon.